Aspergillus nomiae NRRL 13137 is the source of this 857-nucleotide messenger RNA. Its product is annotated as ATP synthase subunit e. The record is from RefSeq and is a predicted model, not a curated record. The transcript has 3 exons. The annotation marks the transcript as partial. Gene Ontology annotation, molecular function: proton transmembrane transporter activity. Lineage: Eukaryota; Fungi; Ascomycota; Eurotiomycetes; Eurotiales; Aspergillaceae. Gene Ontology annotation, biological process: proton motive force-driven ATP synthesis.
UCUGAGUAUCCUGUCCGAUUGCCAGCCAUUGCCAAUUGAUACCCUCCAAACGGUCGCUCGGAAUCCGGCCUUGUUACCCUGCGUUUAUUUGUCCUUUUUGAAUUUCGCUCCGGAGACCAGGAUCUUAAAGAUGGCUACCGCACAAGGUGUCAACGUCCUUCGCUACUCGGCUCUCGUAGCCGGUCUCUUCUACGGUGCCUACCACCAAUCCUCGAUCACUGCCAACGCGAAGCGUGCCGAAGCCGACCGUGAAUACGCCCGCCAGGAGCGCCUGAUCCAGCAGGCCAAGGCCGAAUGGAAGAGGAAGACGGCGCCCAAGGACACACAAAACAGCGGAAUCAUCACGGAUCCCGAGGACAGCCGGUUCGACCUUGAGGCGUACCUGAAGAUGAAGGCCGGGGAGAACUAGAGGAAUUGGAAGGUACAAAGUGAAAGGACGAGUGACAACUGUUCUGGUACAACGGUCGUACCCCCUAGGGUAUAAGAAAGGUUGUUUCGGGUAACCCCCGAUUAUGUAUUAUUGUUUGGUCUAAUUUCCCAGAGUCGUGUCAUUGCGAGCGAAAGGAAUGAUUUUUCUUUUACGUUACUAGAGAUCCUCUCCGAGUCAUUGUACAUACCCUGGGCUGUCGUGCGUCUGUACACUACAGUUGGGCCAGAAGAGCAAGAGAUUCUGUUCGCUUUGGUGUCAUUGCUGAUCCCUUGUCCUGUGUGCGCCCUUGGGUGGGGUGAUACUCUAUCAUUGCUCAACAGACGUUCCCGCCAUUAAACGGACCUGGUGGUCUAUUGUUGCGUAGCAUCUCAGCUCCCCUUUGUUCAACCAGUCAGGUCUUCUCGGUUUCUAAGCGAUGUCGUGUCCG